AUGGGUUCAUUCAUGAGAAGUGCAACAAUUGCCUUUUGUGUUGCCUAUCUCACCAUUGCAACCUUUCAUAAUUGCUUUUGCAAUGGAAAAUCCAAUACCAUUUGCAAUGAAACCGAGAAGCAAGCCCUUCUAAAAUUCAAGCAAGAUCUUAAAGACCCUUCAAACCAAUUGUCGUCUUGGGCUGGUGAGGAUUGUUGUCAAUGGGCAGGAGUUGUUUGCAACAACUUAACUGGCCAUGUCCAUAUGAUCCGCCUUCGUAAUCUUCAUCCUUUCAGGGUUGAUCAAACUGAAGCUGAAUAUGAAGCUUAUUUGAGUUACAAGUUAGGUGGCACGAUAAAUCCUUCUCUACUCGAUUUGAAGUAUCUCCGUCACCUGGACUUAAGUUGCAAUGAUUUUGAAGGGAUUCCCAUUCCAAGCUUCAUUGGCUCUAUUGGAAGAUUGAGAUACCUCAACUUAUCUCAAGCUGGAUUUAGCGGAACCAUUCCCCAUCAACUUGGAAAUCUCACCAUGAUGCGUUAUCUUGGUCUCGGAGGUACUACUACUAAUUAUGGUUAUCUUGAUCUUGGACGUGUUUUUAAUUACAAUGUAUUACAGUUACAUGGUGAUAAUUUGCAAUGGCUUUCGGGUCUUCAUUCAUUACAACACCUUGAUAUGCUUCGGGUGGACCUUAGCAAAGCAUUGGAUUGGCUACAGGUGAUAAAUGCCCUCCCUUCUUUGACAGAAUUACACGUGUCUAGUUGCGAACUCAAAUAUGUUUCUCCUUCAUUUAACAUUAACUUCACAUCACUUGCCAUCCUUGACCUUUCCUAUAAUGAAUUCGAGUCAUCUGUAUUUGGGUGGAUUUUCAGUCUAAGUCACCUAGUUUCCCUAGAUAUCAGUGGAUGUAACUUUUAUGGUCCACUUCCUAAUGGUCUUCAAAACAUGACUUUUCUUACAGUGUUUGAUGCUUCUGAAAAUAAUCUAAUUUCCCCGAUGCCUAAGGGGUUGUUUAGCCUCAUUGGUCUCGUUUCUCUUCGCUUAGGCAACAAUAAUUUCAAAGAACCAAUUCCAAUUGGGCUUUUGAACAUGACUUCUCUUAGAGUUUUGGAUUUGUCUUGGAAUUUUGUCAAUUCUACCAUGCCAAAUUGGUUGUAUGAUUUGAGCCAGCUCGAGUCCCUCAAUCUCGCAGACAAUCACUUGAAAGGUGAAAUCUCAGGUGACAUUGGAAACUUGACUUCCCUCGUUACCCUUGAUUUAUCAUUCAAUCAACUUGAGAAAAGAAUACCAAGUUCAUUGGGAAAGCUUUGCAAGUUAAAGAAAAUUGCUUUAUCAAGUAACAAAUUUGGCGGGGAGAUAGCACAAGUUUUCAAAAUUUUCUCCCAGUGCAUGUUAGAUGGAUUGGAGUGGGUGGCAUUAGAUUCUAAUGAUCUACUUGGUCACUUGUCGGAUGAGCUUGGCCAGUUCAAAAAUCUUGCCGACCUAUGUCUUUCCAAUAACAACAUCUCUGGUCUAAUUCCAGCAUCGAUAGGAAAAUUAUCAUCCUUGAUAAGAUUAGAUCUUUCUCAAAAUCAGUUGAAUGGAACACUUCCUGAAACUCUUGGACAACUUGUCAAGUUAGAAUGGUUGUAUAUUUCGAAUAAUUUGUUGAAGGGUGUUGUCUCUGACAUUCACUUUGCUAAUCUCACAAGAUUAUGUUCCUUUUAUGCAUUUGGAAACAAUUUAAUUUUGAAAGCAAGUGAUAGUUGGGUUCCUCCUUUUCAAAUUAAGCGUUUGUCACUGACCUCAUGGCAAUUAGGGCCAAAAUUUCCAUUAUGGCUUGAAUCUCAAGAAAAGUUAGCUGAUUUGGAUCUAGCCAACACAAAUAUUUCAGAUUCCAUUCCCACCUGGUUUUGGAACAUGUCUUCCCGAUUAAAUUAUUUAAAUCUCUCUUGUAACCAAAUCCACGGAGAGAUUCCAAGAAUAAUAGAGGUUCUUUUCCUUGGAAUAAUUGACAUGAGUUCCAACUAUUUGGAGGGUCAAUUACCAUUCAUCUCCUCUAAUUUGUCGGCACUAGAUCUUUCAAACAAUUAUUUUUCAGGAUCUAUUCACCACGUCAUAUGUGGUACAGGGGAGAAACCAAUCAAUAUUCUGAUGGCUCUUCUUCUUGGAGACAAUUAUCUAUCAGGAGGAAUUCCUGACUGUUGGGGGCAUUGGCCAUUUUUGCAAAUCCUAAGAUUGGAAAACAACACUCUGAUGGGUAACAUUCCGCCCUCCAUUGGAAAUUUAAAUUUCCUCGAGGUGAUGCAUUUGCGGCAUAACAACCUCUCAAGAGAACUACCAGAGUCUCUACAACACUGUACAAACUUGUUGACCCUUGAUCUUGGUGAAAAUGAAUUUACUGGAAGCAUACCGAUUUGGAUUGGGAAUUCAUUUUCAAAUUUGAUAGUUCUCAACCUUCAUGCAAAUAAGUUUCAAGGUGAUAUUCCAUAUGAACUAUGUCGUCUAGGUGCUCUUCAAAUCUUGGACCUUGCACAUAAUAAUCUCUCAGGACUUGUGCCAACAUGUUUCAACAAUUUUAGUGCCAUGGCAAGAAAACAACACUCAAGUAACCACCUAUCCUAUCUCACAUAUAGGGGAGAAUAUUUUGAAAGUGCAACUUUGGUGACCAAAGGAAGAGAGGUUCUAUAUAGCACCAUUCUUGAAUUGGUGACAAGCAUAGAUCUUUCAGAAAACAAUUUAUUUGGAGAAAUUCCCAAGGGACUAACUAGACUUGUGGGAUUGUGGUCUCUGAAUUUGUCUAGAAAUCAUUUAACAGGAGGGAUUCCCGAGAAUAUUGGUGAUAUGGGACAACUUGAAUCCCUUGAUUGCUCUUUCAACCAACUUAGCGGUGAGAUUCCAUUUAGCAUGUCAAGUUUGUCAUUCUUGAGUUACUUGAAUUUGUCUUAUAACAAUUUGACAGGAAAAAUUCCAUCAAGUACUCAGCUUCAAAGCUUAGAUGAAUCCAGCUUUAUUGGGAACAAACUUUGUGGACCUCCACUUAUAAACUGCAGCACAAACACGACAAUAGCUAAAGUUGGACAUGGAGGUGAAGCAGAUGAGGGAUUUUCAGAAGUGUGUGAAUAUUGGCUGCGAAUCUUGGAAGAUUCGAAAUCCACAACUGUCAAUUGUGGUGGCUGGGUCAAGAAAAUGAGUGUGAAGCUGAGCUGGGUAAUUGGUGCUAAAGAUUUCAGUUAG
Camellia sinensis is the source of this 3192-nucleotide messenger RNA. NCBI's taxonomy places the organism in Eukaryota, Viridiplantae, Streptophyta, Magnoliopsida, Ericales, Theaceae. The record is from RefSeq and is a predicted model, not a curated record.